AUGGCGUCAGCUCAGCAGCAAUUUGGUGGCGAGAAUAGUGACGAGGUUCUGGCUGUUCUUGUUCGUAUGAAAGAAGAGGAUAAUAGCUUUAUAAGAGAUGUCAGUAUUGGAAAAGAUGGGAUAUCAGUUGUUCUUGCCUCUGAUGUUCAGUUAGCAGAGCUUGAAACAUUUUGCACCGACGAAGCAAUGUUUACCGUAAUGCAAAUUGACCCUACCUUCAACUUGGGCCCUUAUGAGUGCACGCCAAUAUCAUAUCGAAAUUUGCUACUUGAAAGAAAAUCGACGGGCAAACCUCCUAUUUUUGUUGGACCUGUACUGCUGCACUACAAAAAGGAUGAGCGCACUUUCAAAGAUUUCUUAAACAAGCUUAAGUCGUUGAGACCUGGAUUGCAAGACAUCAUUUCCGUUGGAACUGAUGGCGAAAAAGCCCUCAUAAAUGCUUUGCAGGACUGUUUGGCGAAAGCGUCUGAAAGGUCACUUCGUUGCUUCAGGCACUUUCGCCAAAACGUGGAAGAUAUGUUAUCCAGGGCUGGUAUCAAAGGUGCAUCUGCAACUCAGUAUGUUUGGGAAAUUUUCGGCAAGACAGCAACCGAUGGAUCUUAUGAGACAGGCUUGCUAGACAGUGAUUCAGAGGAUGAAUUCGACGCAAUGCUCGCUUCUUUGAAGCCUGUCUGGGAAUCCCGUGAAAACGGCAGCAAAGCCUUUGAUUACGUCAAGCAGAGGUCAGGCAUGAUGAAGAAGAAUAUGAUUGCCAAGGUUCGUAGAGAAGCCGGUCUCAUCUCUAUGUCAGCCAGUGUCGACGUUCCAGUCAAGUUUUACACUUUAGAAGCUGAAAGUACAAACAACAGGAUCAAGGCUAAGAAGAAACGUAGAGCAUCUGGUUUUAUGGGAACAAUAGAAGCUAUUCGUUCUAUUGAUGAAGAGCAGCAAGAAGAUUUCGCAUUAGCAGUAGCUGGGCUGCAUGAAGAUCUUCAACUGAGAGAAGAAUUUGCCAAAUUUCAGCGCCCAGAUUUCCUGGAACUAUCUACCAAAGAGAGGAAGAAAUUCAUUUCUAAACUUCGCAGCACCAGAGUUAGCAAGUUAUUAACAGACGAUCUUUCCUCAGUCUUGUCUGCAAACGCAAGUAGAACAGCAGGAGAGCGAUUGGAACCCGGAGAUGAACGAUGCACUCUUCCUUUACAAGGUCUUGGAAUUCAAACUACACCUGAAGACACAGAUGAGAGCCUCGACCAUUUAGCGAUUAAUGAUGAUGAUGAAAGACUAUCAAACUUGCCUGCUUUCACAAGACAAGGGAUUCUACGGAAGGCAAACCUUAUUCUCAGAGACAAGUCUGUGUAUGAAGGACCUUCAAUGAAGAAAGAGAACAAGCGGUGGUAUUCCGUUGGUAGUUUCUCUUCCGACAAGCCACAUCAAGUAGCCGUUAAAGAAGUUGAUGGUGAGGUGUGCUGUGAUUGUGAAGGAUGGCGUGCACAAAAAUUUUGUGCCCAUGCAGUUGCUGUUUCUCAACACAUUGGAAUGCUGUCCAGUUACUUAGAUUGGUACUCUAAGAAGAAAGACAGCAGAAACGUUACAAAUAUUGUGAACAUGAAUGUGAAGAAGCAAUCUCUUGGACGGAAAGCCAAAGACAAGCUUCCGCGGGACAGGAAAAGGAAAGCGGAACCAACUGUCCUUGUAAAGACGAAAACCCGAAGAAAGAGUUUUCCAAAAGACAAAAAUGAGCAUCACCGUUACAGACUUUUGUGUCUUAGCGAGACAACAGCUUAUAAAUGUUAUGGUUGUGACAGCGCAAUGCGUUGUCCCCCCGCCGUCCCACCAUCGCCCGACAACUUGACGUUGACAACGAUGGAAUACCGGUCUUUCUUGCGUGAUGGGAAAUUGCAAGUUAAGUAUCAACGGACAUAUUAUCACGUCAGCCAAGCAUGUGUGCUGAAGAAGAAUGACAAUUUCUCAUCAGCUGCAAUUUUUCUGAAAGAUUGUCCUCAACUGGAUACCAAACAAAAGCAAAAACUAAAGAAAGAGUUUGGACUCCAAAUAUAA
Messenger RNA from Paramuricea clavata, 2037 nucleotides. The record is from the annotation of a GenBank genome assembly. Lineage: Eukaryota; Metazoa; Cnidaria; Anthozoa; Malacalcyonacea; Plexauridae.